AUGUCAUUUCGGCCAACACAGCCUUCUCCUUCGUCCUCCAACAACUCUCCCAUACCAACCACAUCAUCAUCAACCUCUCCUUCCAUAUCUUCUUCACUCAAAUCAACAUUCUUUAAAACAUUAACGGGAGGUAAUAAUCAAACACCAACAACUUCACAAAGUUUUAAAAUCAGUGGACCAAAGACAACAACAAAUAAUGCUACAUCGGCAUCAGGAUCAGCAGAAUCAAUUCUGACUUCAAAACCAAGUAACAAUUUAAAAACAAUAACAUCUGGAAGUCAAAUGUCAGUUCAGGAAAUGGUCGAGAAAAUUAACAUUUUACAAACACAAUUAUUUAUCGUGACAAAGGAGAAGCAACAAUUAGAAUACAAAAAUCAGUUGUUAGAACAAGAGAAUCAACAACUUCAAAAACUUGUCAAAUCAAAUCCAAAGAAUACACAACUUUCCCAUCACGAUUCUAAAAUUGAUUCACUUGUGAAAAAGUAUGAGAAAAUACAGGAACAUAACAUUUCUCAAUUAGGAAAAACAAAGAAAAACGAAGAGACACUAGUUUCCAGUGAUACUGAAGAAGAUACAGAUUCUGAAUCGAGUACAACACUUUCGAGUGGAUCAAGUUUCAAACUUCCUGGAUUGACUGCUUCAAAUGAUGAUCUAUCCUCGAAUGAUUCAUCGACUGUUAAUGAUCAUUUGGAUGUUGACAAGUUAUUGGUAAAUGCAAGAGAAAGAAAGAAGAGACUUCCAUCAGUAUUCAGAAAGGAAUCUCCUCUAAUUCUCAACAAGACCAAUUCAUCUUCAUCCCUCACAAAUACAAUUGAGAAGAAAUCAUCAAAUUUAUCUGUGGAUAGUGUUUCUUCUUCAUCUUCCACAACAGCAGCAACAACAACAGUACAAUCAAUCAGAGAAAAGGAUAAGACAACAAACGGCAAACUGAUCAUUGAAUAUCCUGUCAAUCCAAUUUUCAACAAAUCUCAACAGUCAUCAUCCAAUGGAAAGAGAGUAACUAAAGGUGCCAGAGUAUCACUCAUUCAAAUGGAUGACUUGUUUUCUGAGCUUGUUCAAGGAUUUGUUGUUGGUAAUGACUCUAAAUUGAGUUGUGAAGGAGAGGCUAAUGGUGCUGCCAAAUAUGCAACUGAAACCUUUUCCAAGGAUAUUAUUCAACAAUGUAAGGAAUAUAUUCAAAAAGAAAAGGCCUCCCGUGGACUCAAUGAGGGAGAAGUCUUUUGCAGUACUUUCUCAAUGCCAAAUCGUACUAAUGGACAAUGUCAUUUGAUCCAUCUCUUUACUGGCAGCUCAUCUUUACAUGUUAUUCCAUCAAAGAAUUCCACUGAUUUGGAUGGCGUGAAUUUGGAUUCUAACGAGUUGACCAAAACCAAAUUUUAUCACUCCCUUAGUAAUGCUGUAAGAAAUGCUUUGGAAUGUGUUGAUACUCUCGAAUGUCAAUCUAUUGCAUUUGCACCAUUUUUAGCUCAUAAUGGCCAAAAGAUUGUUCCACAAUACGGUCUUUUGAAGAGUCAAUGGGUGGCAGCUGCCAGAUGUUUUUUCAGAUCAACAUUUGAACAUUGCAUUGAGAAUCGUCUUUCAUCUACAUUGUUAGAUAUUCGUUUUAUUGUAACAUCCGAAGAAGAAUCAAAAAUUUUGAAACAUCACUUUGAUUUGGAUUUCCAAUUCUUUAUUUUCAAUUUUGUUAAAUUCCAAGCUCAAUUUUCCAAACCAGCAUCAAAUGCCAUGAGCAUGAGUGUCACUCAAAUUCCAAAGGAAGAAAGCCAAAAAGAAAAGGAUCCAAAAGACUACUACGACUAUGACUUUACUCAAACCAAUCAAAAAUAUGAAGAGGAUUCACCAGAAAAUAUCAUGUGGAUGGAAUCUACAGAUGAAGAAUCUGAUCAAGCCAUGGAAAUCAAGUGUGCAACCUUGGACAAGCUCAUUGAACGUGUAACUUUUUACAAAAAUUAUGAUAAUGCCUAUUUGUAUGCCUUCUUGCUCACUUACCGAUCUUUCACAAGUCCACAUGACUUGAUGGAUAGACUUUUUUCCAGAUAUAAUCUCCCUCCACCAAAUCCAAAAACCAUUACAAAGAAUGAGUUUGCCAAGUGGCAAGAAGAAGUUUUACAACAAGUCAGACUCAGAGUUACCCAAGUAAUCAAAUUCUGGCUUGAAAAUCACUAUCAUGACUUUGAAAAUGAUGCCGAAUUAUUAGAAAAGGUUAAAAAAUUGAGUACCGUUAUGGAAAAUACUCAAGGAAAACACUUUGCUACCCAAUUAUUGAAUUCUAUUAAGAGACAACAAUCUCUUACCACAAACAAUGUCGAGGUUUUCGUAAAGAUUGAGACAGCUGUCAAGUUUCCUAAAAAAUAUAGACCAGGAAAGGAUGAUUUGACCAAGUUUGAUAUUCUAGAAUGGCCAAGUGCUGAAAUUGCUAGACAAAUAACUCUCAUUGAAUAUAACAUGUUUAAAUCAAUUAGACCAAAGGAAUGUUUGAAUCAAUCAUGGAAUAAGGAGUCAAGAGAGGAAAAGGCCUAUAACAUCUUCCAAAUGAUUACUUGGUUCAAUCGUGUCAGUAGAUGGGUUGCAACCAAGAUUUUGAGCGAACCAAGUCUUAAAGAAAGAAAGACAAUCCUCACCAAGAUGAUUCAAAUUGCUGAAGAGUGUAGAAAAUUGAAUAAUUUCAAUGCUGUUUUUGAAAUUGUCAGUGGUUUACAAAAUUCUGCAGUUCACAGACUUAAAAAGACAUGGGAAGCACUCAAGAGCGAAAGUAGAAGAGAUCAUGAAGAAUUACUGGCCAUCAUUAGUGGUGACAAUAACUUUAGAGCUAUCAGACAUGCCAUUCUCUAUGUUAAACCACCAUGUAUACCAUACAUUGGAGUCUUUCUCACUGAUUUGACAUUUAUCGAAGAUGGUAAUCCAAACGUUCUCAAUGAUAAGAUUAAUUUCAUCAAGAGAAGAAAACUUGCCAUGCUCAUCAGAGACAUCCAAACCUAUCAACAAACUCCAUACUCCCUCCAAAAUGUUCCAGAGCUACAAGAAAGACUCAAGAAUAUUCACAAUAUGGACGAAGACAAACUUUACAAGCUCUCCUUAGAUUACGAACCUAGAACAAAACCUGCUGUAAACUAUUAA
This is a messenger RNA of Naegleria gruberi, 3117 nucleotides long. RefSeq lists its product as uncharacterized. The transcript has 2 exons. The coding region runs from base 1 to 3117 and encodes 1038 amino acids. Gene Ontology annotation, cellular component: plasma membrane. The record is from RefSeq and is a predicted model, not a curated record. Gene Ontology annotation, molecular function: guanyl-nucleotide exchange factor activity. Gene Ontology annotation, biological process: Ras protein signal transduction; positive regulation of GTPase activity. NCBI's taxonomy places the organism in Eukaryota, Heterolobosea, Eutetramitea, Acrasida, Naegleriidae.